Molecule: messenger RNA, 543 nt
Organism: Paraphaeosphaeria sporulosa
Lineage: Eukaryota; Fungi; Ascomycota; Dothideomycetes; Pleosporales; Didymosphaeriaceae
Exons: 2
Coding region: 1-543 (180 amino acids)
Source: RefSeq, a predicted model, not a curated record
AUGGCUAGCGAGGACAUCUCGUCGCUGAAGGACUACGACUCCUUGGCCCACAAGUUGAAGCGCUACUCGACCGCAUUGGUUGAUGAGGAUACAUCGUUCUUGCGGGGCUAUAACUCCCUGCCGGAUGAGUUGAAGCUCAAAAUCUUUGGCUACGCCCUUUGUAAGGAUGCGUCAAUCGACCAGAGGACUGCCCAAGGUCUCCUCGACGGCUCCGAUCGUCGCGAGUCGUCAACAUAUUACUUUAUGUUGACGGGUCUCACAAUUGACGAUCGCGACCAGUCGCUCUUUAGCACUCAGCCCUCUUCUCGCGAAAGUUCAAGGAUGCUGGAAGCCUUCUUCGCAAGCAACACCUUCCUUGUCGAUAUUUGCAGCAGCGACCAAUCUGGGGCCAUGAUCCCGCCUGCGCUCUACCGCCGCUUCGUCCGCAGCCUCCACCUCUACAUCCUCCCCUUGAACGUUGCGUUGGAGAUGCUAUCAACCUUCCGCAUCAACACUGUGUUCGUGGAUGUUCGCAACCUCGCCUUCAGCGUCAACUUCCGGUAG